Messenger RNA from Spodoptera littoralis (African cotton leafworm), 969 nucleotides. Lineage: Eukaryota; Metazoa; Arthropoda; Insecta; Lepidoptera; Noctuidae. The record is from the annotation of a GenBank genome assembly.
AUGGCCUCCGUUAAAUCUGAAAAAGUCGGCAUUGUUGGCAGUGGCCUUAUCGGCCGUUCAUGGGCCAUGCUGUUUGCGUCCGUGGGGUACCAAGUGACGAUAUUCGAUAUCGUCCCGCAACAGGUCACCGAUGCAUUGGCUGACAUCAAAGUGCAGCUCAAGACUUUGGAAAGAGACGGUUUGCUGAGAGGGAAACUAAAUGCUGAACAGCAAUUCUCGUGUAUUAAAGGAACAUCUGACUUAGCCACCGUGGUCAAAGACGCUGUUUUCGUCCAAGAAUGCGUCCCAGAAAGCCUGGAAUUGAAAAAGAAGGUUUACUCAGAUUUGGACAAAGUUGUCGAUGACAAAACUAUUUUGUCUAGUUCUACUAGUACAACUCUACCGUCUCUGUUCUCAGAGCAGAUGAAACACAAGGCUCAGGUUAUUGUGUCCCACCCAGUGAAUCCACCGUACUACGUUCCCCUCGUAGAGAUUGUCCCCGCUCCAUGGACCAGGAAAGAUGUAUGUGAAAAGACAAGGGCGAUCAUGUUGGAGAUUGGACAGGAGCCCGUUUCUCUGAGCCGUGAAAUCGAUGGAUUCGUGCUCAACCGUAUUCAGUACGCAAUUUUGGACGAAGUUUGGCGUCUGGUUGACAACAAAAUUGUGAACGUAGAAGACAUCGACAAAGUCAUCUCUGAAGGUCUUGGAAUGAGAUACGCUUUUCUUGGAUCCCUAGAAACUGCACACUUGAAUGCAGAGGGCAUGAAGUCUUAUAUCGAAAGAUAUGGAGAGACCAUUUACAACGUCAGCAAGACUAUGGGAGAUAUUCCACGAAUGACCACGAGCAAGAGUGCGGACACCAUUUGCGAGCAGUUGAACAAGAUGGUGCCUUUGGACAAGUUACAGGAAAGGCGUGCUUGGCGUGACGCCUGCCUGACCCGCCUAGCUCUUCUCAAAAACGAGAUGAACAAACAAAAAGUCAAAUACUAG